ACUCAAGAAAGUGAUAUAUAUGGAUUUGGAAUUAUUGCAUAUGAAGUCUGUACAGGGCUUCCUCCUUAUCAUGAUAUUGCUCAUGAUAAAUUCUUAACUAUUAGCAUUUGUCAAGGACUUAGGCCAAAAUCAAAUUAUAAAAUUCCUCAAUUAAUUCUAAACAUAAUUAAACAAUGUUGGGAUGCUGAUCCUUUAAAACGACCUAAAGCAAAAGAAUUAAAAAGUUUAUUAUACAAUUUAUGGGGUGAAUCACUGACUUUUUCUGGCGAAACUGAAAUCAAAAACCAAAUUGUAGAAGCAGAUGAAAUUAAUGAGAAGUUAACAUCAUCAUCAUCAUUAUAUACUGGACCUACUCUUUCAUAUACUACAAAUCCUCAAGCAGUUUACACGACUAGACUUUUAGAUUUUAAAAAUCUUCCAGAACCAAAAAAUGAUAUUGAUAACAAGGAUGAUGAUAAUUCAUUUGGAGAAUAUUCAGAAUCAAUAGAAGCAAUAGAUUUUACUAAACUAGACCUAGGUACUUAUAUACAUUAACUUUUUACAUGAUUUAUUUUAUUAAUAAUAUUAUUUAAUAAUAUAUUUUUCACUUGUUGAUAAAAGUAACUGAAUUAAAGAAAGGAAAGGUAUCUUUGGUAUAAAUUUCUUUAUUAUUU
This is a messenger RNA of Rhizophagus irregularis DAOM 181602=DAOM 197198, 653 nucleotides long. The record is from RefSeq and is a predicted model, not a curated record. Lineage: Eukaryota; Fungi; Glomeromycota; Glomeromycetes; Glomerales; Glomeraceae.